AUGGUAUAAUGCUAUAAGCAUUAUACGAUGACCUUUGCCUUUGAUUUGUUUUCCCAGAUUAAUGAAAAAUAUACAUUUGAACCACAAAUUUGUAUGUAAUUUAGUUCUGUUCUCAUUGAAUACGAGUAGAUAUCAUUGCUUCAAAAAUGAUUAAGGGUGCAGUGAGUCUAGUUACUGGAGGUGCAUCAGGCCUGGGAAAAGCCACAGUUGAAAGGCUAGUUCAGCAAGGAUCAAGAGUAGUUCUUUGUGAUCUCCCUGCCUCCAAAGCUAAUGAGAUAGCAAAAAGUAUUGGUGAGGACAAAGUUAUUUUUGCUCCUGUCAAUGUAACUUCCGAAGAAGAUGUUAGCAAUGCUUUAUCGCUGACCAAAGAAAAGUUUGGCAAACUCGAUAAUGUCGUUAAUUGUGCUGGAAUCGGCGUAGCUUUUAAGACAUAUAAUUUUAACAAAAAGGCACCUCACAAACUGGAAGAUUUCAUGAAAGUCGUAAUGACGAACACCAUUGGAACUUUCAACGUGAUCCGACUAUCAGUAGGAUUGAUAGGGGACAACGAACCUGAUAAAAAUGGAGGAAGAGGUGUUAUUGUUAACACUGCAAGUGUAGCUGCUUUUGACGGACAAAUGGGACAGGCAGCAUAUUCGGCCAGUAAAGGUGCUAUAGUAGGAAUGACUCUACCCAUCGCAAGAGAUUUGGCAAGUCAAGGGAUUAGGGUGGUAACAAUUGCUCCGGGUUUGUUCAAUACACCGUUGUUCGAAAAUCUGCCAGAAAAAGUUACCGCAUUUUUAUCAAAAUCAGUUCCAUUUCCUCAGAGGUUAGGGUAUCCUGAUGAAUUCGCCCAACUGGUUCAGAGUAUAAUUGAAAAUCCCAUGUUGAAUGGAGAAACAAUCAGAUUGGAUGGCGCUCUGAGGAUGCAACCAUAAACACUGCUCUGAUGACUGAAAGAAAAAGAACACGUUUUAUGAUUUGUUUUAAUACUGGUUUUGUAAAAACGAAUAUAUUUUAUAAUUCAAGAACAGAUAGACUUAAAAUGGAAUGUUGUACCUGAGUGAGGCAUUAAAUGGUUCUUUUCCCAAGAAA
Messenger RNA from Leptinotarsa decemlineata (Colorado potato beetle), 1074 nucleotides. RefSeq names its product hydroxysteroid 17-beta dehydrogenase 10 (gene scu). Gene Ontology annotation, molecular function: estradiol 17-beta-dehydrogenase [NAD(P)+] activity. Gene Ontology annotation, biological process: estrogen metabolic process; androgen metabolic process; fatty acid metabolic process. The record is from RefSeq and is a predicted model, not a curated record. Lineage: Eukaryota; Metazoa; Arthropoda; Insecta; Coleoptera; Chrysomelidae. Gene Ontology annotation, cellular component: mitochondrion.